This is a messenger RNA of Rhopalosiphum padi (bird cherry-oat aphid), 430 nucleotides long. RefSeq lists its product as uncharacterized. The transcript is spliced from 3 exons. The record is from RefSeq and is a predicted model, not a curated record. Lineage: Eukaryota; Metazoa; Arthropoda; Insecta; Hemiptera; Aphididae. Bases 11 to 430 code for a protein of 139 amino acids.
AAUUGGGAAAAUGAUGAAAGAUCACAAAAUUGCACUCGAAGUCAGAAAUUCAAUGAGCAUUCGGCAAGACGAUGGGAUUUUAAUUGUAAAGGCACCUGCUGACGAAAAAUCAACUGACUAUUGGACGUUGUCGCAUUAUAAAACAAAAAACAUUGAGCAUGUUGAUUCUAAGGACAGAUGGAAACAUGCUGAGUGUUCGAUGAAACUUUCAAUAACCGAUCAGGCAAAGGACCAAGCGAUAUCGAGUGAGCUAAACGAAUUGGUUCAAACACUUUUCGACCGCUUUAUGAAAGAUUCAAAGAAAAAAAUUACACAAACGUUAGAUAGCAUUUUUAUUGCCGUCGAUUUCGUUAUAAUUACAGUCGUUAUUACGACCGCGUCAGACGACGACGAUAAUUUCCGGCGACAAUUUCCGAUAUCGCGUUGCUGA